ACACCAAAAAGAUUAGAUUUUUAAAGAUAUUUACAGUGGAAAAGAGUUGCAUAAACUUCAUAUCGAUUGAGAGAAAAUUUGGGAAAAUCCAUGGCUACCGACCACUCCGAUGAUUUAGACCAACUACUUGAUAAUUUAUUGAAGUUAUCGAUACGGGUACAUAAUUUGCAGGCGCUUUAGAUGAUUUCCAGAAUCUCAAUCUCACUGCUUCUUCACAAAGAAGUAAAGAUGGAGAAGAGAAGGGGAGUUCUAUGGCUGGUGAGGUUCAAGGGCUAGGGAUGGGAUUGCCAGAUUUGAGGGCUAAAAAAAUGGGUAAACAAAAAAAGGCUUCAAAGGAGGUUAAGGACUCACAUGCUUUUGAGGCUCUUGAUAAGCUUAGAGAGCAGACUAGGGAGGCUGUGAAGGGGUUAGAAUCAAUGAAUGGCUUGAAGUUUCCUGGUGCUCAGAAUUUUGGGAAUGAUGCAUUGAUAGAGGAAUGGGCCAAGCAGUUUGAGGAUCUUGCUGGGUCUCAGGACAUGGAAUCCAUAGUAGAGACCAUGAUGCAGCAGCUUUUAUCAAAAGAAAUCCUUCACGAGCCUAUGAAAGAAAUUGAAGAAAGGUAUCCUAAAUGGUUAGAAGAAAAUAAAGCUAAACUACCCAAUGAGGAGUACAACCGUUACAACCACCAGUACGAACACAUAAAAGAGCUAAAUAGAGUUUAUGAAACGGAGCCAGCCAACUUCAAUAAGAUUGUUGAGCUUAUGCAGAAAAUGCAAGAGUGUGGCCAACCACCUAAUGAUAUUGUCACCGAGCUUGCACCAGACUUUGAUUUGUCAAGUCUCGGUCAAAUAACCCCAGAGAUGCUCGAGUCUCAGCAAAAUUGCUGUAUUAUGUGAUCAUACUUGCAAAGUCUGCUUUUCUGCCAUUUCCGCUUGAUGUUUUCCUAUAUUUAUGUUUUUUGAGCCACGGUUCGUUAGAAACCAGGUUUAUUUCGAAUUGGUUUUAGUUAAUGACCAUGUAAUUUAUCAAUAAAAGAAGUAAAUUCCCAUGUAA
Ipomoea triloba (trilobed morning glory) is the source of this 1032-nucleotide messenger RNA. Its product is annotated as peroxisome biogenesis protein 19-1-like. Gene Ontology annotation, cellular component: peroxisomal membrane; peroxisome. NCBI's taxonomy places the organism in Eukaryota, Viridiplantae, Streptophyta, Magnoliopsida, Solanales, Convolvulaceae. Bases 252 to 875 code for a protein of 207 amino acids. The record is from RefSeq and is a predicted model, not a curated record. Gene Ontology annotation, biological process: protein import into peroxisome membrane. The transcript has 5 exons.